CCCCAAUGUAACCCUAAAGGAUUUCAAACAUGGCGGAGCCCUCCAUUGGGAGUACGAGCCCAGGAGGUUCAGCAGACGACUGUGAGUUUGAUCCUUCAGCAGAUAUGCUCAUUCACGACUUUGACGACGAACGCACACUGGAAGAGGAGGAGAUGCUCGAGGGAGAGACCAACUUCAGCAAUGAGAUUGACGACCUUGCACGGGAGGGAGAGAUGCCCAUUCAUGAGUUGUUGAGUAUGUACGGAUACGGCGGUGGUUCACCUGCAGAUGGAGAGGAAGAAGAUGAGGAAGACCUAGAGGAUGACGAGUUAGAGGAUGACGAAGAGGAGGAAGAGGAGGAGGAGCUGGACAAUGAUGAAAGCAGCAGAAGCACUGGUGAGCUGAAGAGGAGUAAGACCGAGAGGGUGAAGAUCUCUUCAGGACUGGGAAACGAGAACCAGUUGUCCAACGAGGGUCACACGCGCUCCGUCAAAUCCCACUGCACGGCAGAGCUGAUACGUGGAUCACAGAAGCUCAAGUACUUUCAAAAUAAUGAUGCAGAGGAAGAAUCAGAAGACGAAGAUUAUGUCCCUUCCGAUGAUUGGAAAAAGGAAAUCAUGGUUGGUUCCAUGUAUCAGGCUGAAACGCCCUCUGGCCUUUGUAAAUAUAAAGACAAUGAGAAAGUAUAUGAAAAUGAUGACCAGCUUUUAUGGGACCCUGAGUUCCUUCCCGAGGGAAAGGUUGUGGAGUUUUUGACGGAGGCGUCAAAACGAACAGGAGAGGAGAAGGGAGUGGAUGCCAUCCCUGAGGGAUCCCAUAUCAAAGACAAUGAGCAGGCGCUUUAUGAGUUGGUCAGGUGUGAAUUUGACACAGAGGAAGCUUUAAGAAGACUGAAGUUUAAUGUGAAGGCAGCUAGAGAAGAGCUGUCUGUGUGGACAGAAGAAGAAUGUCGAUAUUUUGAGCAAGGACUAAAAGCUUAUGGGAAAGACUUUAAUUCAAUACAAGCCAACAAGGUGAGAACUAGGUCAGUAGGAGAAUGUGUGGCCUUUUAUUACAUGUGGAAGAAGUCUGAGCGUUAUGAUUUCUUUGCACAGCAAACCAGGCUGGGGAAAAGGAAAUACAACCUCCACCCCGGUGUCACGGACUACAUGGACCGGCUGCUAGACGAGACGGAGAGCGUCACUUCCAGCCGGGCGGCCUCGCCCCCUCCCACCACCUCAAACAGUAGCACCAGCCACUCUGAGAGGGAGGACGGCAGCAGCAGCCACAACGGUGUAGUGAGUCAAAACUCUGGCUCUGGAGAAGGUUCUCAAUCGUCCACGGUGGCGAAUGAAGUCGAAGCAGAACCCUCCCAGUCCACUGACGACCACCCCUGUCUGGACGCUUUCCCUGCUCCCACCGCCUCGGACAAUGACUCCAACGGCUGCCAGGCGGCGGCCGUUGUGCCCAGCCACAACAGGAACGGCUCCCUGGAGCCCCACCGUGCCGACGGUCACUACGAUGAAGACGCGCUCCUCUAUGACAGGCCGGCCAAGAGGUGCCGGACGGAGGCGGAGUCACUGGAACAGGGGGAGCCGGAACCCUCCAGAACAUCGACGACACUCCAGCAGGAGGACUGAUGAUAGAUGACGACCCCUUCUCAGAGGUCAAAGGGCACAGAACCAAACCUUUAAAAACCAUGGUCGUAUUAAUUAGUGCACACGGAAGCAAAACAUUUAGCAACGGAAAACUAGCAUUUCUUAUUGGACAAGUUCAGGUAGUCCAUCCCUGUUUCCUUCCAUCUGUUUUCGUCCGUUUAGUGGCUAAUGAAUACGACCCGUACUAACCAACCAAACCCAGCUGGGCCACACCAGCAAACGGAGGGAGGGCAGCCCUGCCUCGUCCCCCAUCCAGCAAAACCUCCAACGCUCCACACAUCCAAAGUACCACAGUUCCUGAACUCCUACCUACUAUUACUUCCACCACAUUCUACUCAUUCCCUUUUUUGGAGACCGAUCUCAAAUUUUUACGCUCAAUGCUUUUUUCCUAUUUGUAUUAGAAUAAAAAUCGUCUGUGAUAUUUUUGUACGUGAAAUAUAUUUAUAUAUUUUUUAAAGAAAUGUAUGAUUGAUGGGUAUUUGCUGUCCUAGCCAUUUGAAACCAGAAAAUCGAAGGGGUGGUGUUGUAUGUAGAGGGUUCUAGAUCAACAGCGCCAAUCUGCCUGCUUCAGGCACACUAAGUUGCACUUUCAUCCUUUGUUGAUAUUGAGUGGUUAACGCAACACUGCUGAAUGACAUCAUUGCUUAUUUGAAACACGAUUCCCCCAUAUGCCGUAACCAUGGACAUUUUUUUAAUUGCAAGAAAUGAACCAGUGGGAGUGUCUGUCCCGAGGUUUGUUUGUGUAAAGCGUCUGACAUCAGUGAUGUCCUGUGGAACGCUAUAUUUUUAUUUUAUUAGGCUUUCAUAUUGUUUUGUUUUUCGAUUUUAGACAGUAAGUACGUGUAAAGUUUGUAUAGAUUUUGUUGUACAAUUAUACUUUUUGAUAACCGUGUCUAAUCUGUCUGUUUUAUGGUCUCUCCUUGUUGCUCCGAGCAGAGCUGUUCUAAAGGAGUCAUUAUUUCCCAGGCCCAUUUUUUCACCUAGUGCAUUUGGACAUUUUUUGCAGCAAGAUGUUUGACAAUGACUCCAUGUUAAAGAGAGAUGUGAUGCUUUUUGAAAUCGGAGACUGGUACCAGUAAUGUUUCUUCUCACCUGCCAUUACCUGCAAAGUUUCAUGAUGGCCUCUAAGCAAGCUCUUAUUACGAAUUGUAAUUAAAGAACUUGACUGUACGCUUCAAAUGUGAAGGACCUCCAUUUAGUUUCAGUGGAGGUUUCUUAAUAACAGGACAUUGUUUUGAGAACUUGAUUUUGUUACAGUAGCUUUGUCUACAUUCACAAAUGGUAAAACAAAAUUGUUGAUUAGUGUUUUCCUGAUAACAAAUUAAAGUGAAGUGUAUACCAAGACGGGCUGUGACAACAGUGGCUAUAUUUAAUAAAUGUAUUCAGACUGGU
Salvelinus namaycush (lake trout) is the source of this 3008-nucleotide messenger RNA. RefSeq names its product mesoderm induction early response protein 1-like. Gene Ontology annotation, molecular function: histone deacetylase binding; transcription corepressor activity. The transcript has 13 exons. Gene Ontology annotation, cellular component: nucleoplasm. The record is from RefSeq and is a predicted model, not a curated record. Lineage: Eukaryota; Metazoa; Chordata; Actinopteri; Salmoniformes; Salmonidae. Bases 30 to 1598 code for a protein of 522 amino acids. Gene Ontology annotation, biological process: negative regulation of transcription by RNA polymerase II.